Gymnodraco acuticeps is the source of this 4486-nucleotide messenger RNA. RefSeq names its product polypyrimidine tract-binding protein 1-like. The record is from RefSeq and is a predicted model, not a curated record. The transcript has 16 exons. Gene Ontology annotation, biological process: regulation of RNA splicing; mRNA processing; regulation of cell differentiation. NCBI's taxonomy places the organism in Eukaryota, Metazoa, Chordata, Actinopteri, Perciformes, Bathydraconidae. The coding region runs from base 373 to 1995 and encodes 540 amino acids. Gene Ontology annotation, cellular component: nucleus. Gene Ontology annotation, molecular function: mRNA binding.
UUGUAUCAGGGAAAUACUGGUGAUCCUAUUUCGUUUGCUAUAGCAGACGUUAUGUGAGCAUUAGCCAACUACCUUGGUUACUUGGUUUCACGGGAGAUUGAGCGCUAGCUAAAGCAACGUGUCUCAUUUCCGCAUUCAUUUGUCUGCGGAGUGCCAGGGCCAUAUUGAAGAUGUGUGGCCUGAACAUUUCCCGUUGAUUGAAUCAGAUAAUUCUAUACUGGUUUGUUUAAUCAAGGCCGCCUAGACGCUGACUUGUACCCCCUGGGAACCGGCUACGUCCCUGAACUCGAAAGUGUCCAUGACAUAUCAGUUGGCACAAAGAGGGGAUCCGACGAACUCUUUUCUUCCUGCAUACCCACUGGGCCCUAUAUCAUGAACUCAGCCAAUGGCAACGACAGCAAAAAAUUCAAAGGUGACGUGCGCAGUCCUGGUGUUCCGUCACGAGUGGUCCAUGUACGCAAGCUGCCCAACGACAUAAAUGAAGCAGAAGUUAUUGGGCUGGGACUGCCCUUUGGGAAGGUCACCAACCUGCUGAUGCUGAAAGGGAAAAACCAGGCAUUCUUGGAAAUGAACAGUGAGGAGUGUGCACAGACGAUGGUGAGCUACUACUCCUCUGUCACCCCCGUCAUCAGAAACCACCCCAUUUACAUGCAAUACUCGACCCACAAGGAGCUCAAGACAGACAACUCCCCCAACCAAGUGCGUGCCCAGGCAGCUCUGCAGGCGGUCAAUGCGCUGCAUGGAGGCGGGAUGGGCGUCGGGAUGGGGGUCGGGAUGGGAGGCAUGGGCAUGGGAGGCAUGGCCAUCCCUGCAGAUCCUGCUGCCAUGGGAGGAGCAGGCUCCCAAAGCCCUGUGCUCAGAGUCAUCAUAGAAAACCUUUUCUACCCCGUCACCCUAGAUGUUCUGCACCAGAUUUUCUCUAAGUUCGGCACUGUGCUGAAGAUCAUCACUUUCACCAAGAACAACCAGUUCCAGGCUCUGAUCCAGUAUGCCGAUGGCUUGACAGCUCAGCACUCCAAACUGUCUCUAGAUGGACAGAACAUCUAUAACGCCUGCUGUACCCUGAGAAUCAGCUUCUCCAAGCUCACCAGCCUGAACGUCAAGUACAACAACGACAAGAGCAGAGAUUACACCCGACCGGACCUCCCCACUGCUGACUCACAGCCCUCCCUCGACCACCAGACCAUGCAGGCAGCCGCUGCGUUUGCUGCUCCAGGUUUGAUCUCAGCCUCUCCUUAUGGUGGUGCUCAUGGCUUCCCCCCAGCCUUUGCCCUCCAGCAAUCAGGUCUGUCGAUGCCUGGGAUGCCCGGCCUGGCCUCUCUGGGUAUGGGCCAUGGUGGCAUGGCGGCUGCUGCAGCAGCUGCUAACAGGCUGGGUCUGUCAGGGCUCACUGCCUCUGGGGGACACAAUGUCUUGCUGGUCAGCAAUCUCAACCCUGAGAGCGUUACGCCACACUGCCUCUUUAUUCUUUUCGGUGUGUACGGCGAUGUGAUGCGAGUGAAGAUCCUGUUUAAUAAAAAGGAGAAUGCUCUGAUCCAGAUGUCAGAUUGCACACAGGCUCAGCUAGCUAUGAGCCACCUGAAUGGCCAGCGCCUCCACGGCAGGGCCAUGCGUGUGACUUCAUCCAAACACACCACCGUGCAGCUUCCCAGAGAGGGCCACGAGGACCAGGGCCUGACCAAGGACUACAGCAACUCACCGCUGCACCGCUUCAAGAAGCCCGGCUCCAAAAAUUACUCCAACAUCUUCCCACCCUCGGCAACACUCCACCUCUCCAACAUACCACCUGCCGUGGUGGAGGAGGACCUCCAGAGGCUUUUCGCCAGCUCAGGAUCCACAGUCAAGGCCUUCAAGUUCUUUCAAAAGGACCGCAAGAUGGCCCUGAUCCAGAUGGGCUCAGUGGAGGAGGCAAUCGAGUCCCUCAUCGAGUUCCACAACCACGACCUGGGAGAGAACCACCACCUCAGAGUGUCCUUCUCAAAGUCCACCAUCUGAGUGCCUUUCCUCCCUCCAAGUCUAUUGUCACCUGAAUUGUGUUCGGUGGGAAUAGGCAUCAUUACAUAUGAAUGGCUGUGGUUCAUUGCAGAAUGUCGCUCUCUUAAUCAUUCCCAGUUGGGUAUCACAUUAGAUUCAAUCUGCGUAUUGAUUCCGAUUCAUGGUUCCAAUUUUCACCAAAAUAUGUGGAAAACAAACAGCAUUGUAACUCCGUAUUUUUAAUUAGAACUUGACAAAUCGCUCGCGAAGCUUUCACUUGUUUUUAUUUGUGCUAACAUUGGCUAAUUCUCUACAUGGUUAAACUACUCACUGGCCAAAUGUAACAAUUAGCCAGCAUUCAGCACAUUAAUCAGGAACUAGAAUCAAAGGAGUUUCUGGUUCCAGUUCAGGUUCCUGAUACCCAAACAAAUCAUUAUUUGUUCCACGAUAUGGUUUCAAGUUGGGCCCAUUGAGAGGGGCCACAUUCUGCAGUGAACCGAGGCCUCGUAUUGGAGGUAAAGUAGGGGCAGCUGAUGAACUGUCACUUUAGACCAAAUCAUUAAAAAAAAAAAAACACCCUCCACCACAAAUGCUCAUGUAGACGAAUCCUGUCCACACCAGACACACUUCAGCAUUCCUUUUACUACGAUAGUCGUGUGGAUAUAUCUUGUUGGCCAGUCAGAAACGGUUUGAUACAAAGGAUUUUGUUUUGGCUCACAGACCAUUUUAUUUCCCAGUAUCCAUUUUGAUUUUAGAUAUCUUGUUACUAUCCGCCUUUUUCUUUGGGGGAUCAAUACCACUAUCUGAAGUCAUUGAAUAAGCAUGUCUUUUUCUUUCAAUAUCUAUAUCUACAGUCUUGUGCCUUACUUUGCCCCAGCCAGGUUGCCUUAAGCAUUGCUCUGGAUUUAUUUGGGAAAGACGUGGCUCUUUUCUUUCAUGCCUUCUGCUAUGUACCAGCAUUGAUAACAAAAGGAGGGAAAGUGGCUCAUUCAACCUUAAGAACACAGAUGUUUAUCUAAGGAUUUGUAUGCAUAUAUCCCCAUUAUAUGUGUGUAGAAAUAUGAAUGUAAGUCAGUUAGAUGCCUAAUAUCCUUGCUAGGUGAUGUAGCUCCGUUAGGUGUAUUGUGGCAGGAGUUAGAGCUGUGUCCAGCCUUCCUGUCUUACAGUCCCCACUCACCUCCAUGUAGUCCCUCCUCAGUAGGGACAAUGGUGUUUGGGGCGUCAUUUAACCAUAUUAUGUUCAUGUAUAUGUGGACAUCUAUAUAUAUAUUCAUUUAUCUUUUCUUUUAAUGUUAGCAUUUACAUGUGUAUCACUUCUAAGCUUAACUGAUACCUAUAUGUAGUGGCUGGGUUUGAUCAUUAUCACAGUGCCUUGAGUUUUUUUAAUCUGAAGCUGAAACACUCUGGCCCGGUCAGUUGACUUUGUUUACCGCUCGUUCAGGUUUAUCUAAUCCCUCUGCAAAGAUGCCUUUAUCCCCUUAUAUUCAGGUGAUCCUACCUGUGAGAGGGCAGCUUCGUUUGUCGACUGGGGUCCAAAAACCCUAAACCCAGUAUAUAUAUUUUUUUUCUAAAAUUCAGGAUAACAGGAUUACAGGUCGGGGCAGCCCUCAGCGGUCCUCUCUGUCCCCCUACGCCACAGUCAGGUUCCUUAGUGCACUUUUCCUCAACGAUAGGUCCAAAUUGGCACCAUCACGCUGAAGUCUUAAACGUUGUCACAUUCCUGCGUGCCUCGUGCACCGGUUUCCACAGCCUGGACCACUGUAGUUUUGGACCAGACACAGAUGCGCUCUGUCUCUAUUUUUGUAAAAGAUUAUUAUGCAUGGUUUAACCAAGCUUCAUGUAGCUACAGGCGGUUAUUGCUGAUAAGGACCAAAGUAUCUUCUACCCCUGCUGUGUUGUAGUGUCGUGAUUUCUAAAGGUUGUUUUUUUCUCUUUCACAUUUCCACAAGUUCACCAGGCUUCAGUUUCCCUCGGUUCCAUUUCUCAGAUGCCUUGGACAAAUGUCACAUGAAAUUGAGAUAUAUGUUGUGCAUCAGCCUAUACUGUAUGUGUAUUCCUUUUUGUUGAUCAACUUUACAAAGAGCCUACUUUGGUAGAUUGCUUUAGAAUGGAUACUUUAAUGAACCACAGUCGUAGCUGUGAUGUUGAUGGUGUAGAAGAUUAUAUGCCUUUUGAUUAUUUUGUUUAAAGCUUUUAUUUUUCUCUUUUUUAUAUGGGGGCGGGGUUAUUGUAUGAUGCGGGAUUGAUGGUUGUAUAUACUCAUGUUUUUGUACCACAAAAUCAUUUGGAUUCUAUCCACUUUACGUUUCAAAACAUGUAUAUUUUGAUAAACAAUACAGACCUAUUAAGCUCUCUGGAGCUGUAAAAAAAAACCACACUUUUGUAACUCAAACAUUAAAUCGAUCUGAACACAGAAGUGUCUCUGUAUGUGCCCCGCUCCCCACCUUACCAUUCUGUUCUUGUCUGCAUCUUCUGCUGCCUUCAAUAAAUCUUUAGUUUGUUCCUUCUUUCA